Messenger RNA from Microsporum canis CBS 113480, 948 nucleotides. Its product is annotated as protein kinase domain-containing protein. The transcript is spliced from 2 exons. Gene Ontology annotation, biological process: protein phosphorylation. Gene Ontology annotation, molecular function: ATP binding; protein kinase activity. Bases 1 to 948 code for a protein of 315 amino acids. The record is from RefSeq and is a predicted model, not a curated record. NCBI's taxonomy places the organism in Eukaryota, Fungi, Ascomycota, Eurotiomycetes, Onygenales, Arthrodermataceae.
AUGCAACAGUUGGUGGUCACAGUCAGCAUACCCGGACUCGACUUCAGCUAUGAACGCUUUUGCAAUUUCGUCCCUAUCCUAACCCGCGGCUCCUCGGAGCCGACAACUGUAGAUAACCUCAACCCCUUGAUUCAUCGGGUCCUCACACACUACCCUGGCUCGACCAUCUUCGGCGUAGGAGGCCACUCCAUCUUGGUAUCCAUAUCCGAUGACCUGGCCGUGAAGGUUUCCUACAGAGCUGGCGGAGAGCACAUUCGUCAUGAACAGUCUAUCUUCAAGCUACUGGAGGGACAGGCCUGUCCAUACAUAGUCCAUUCUUACUUCUCUGCGCCUGAUCUCAUCUUCAUGGAGCUUGUGAAGAACGGCAGGCUGUACGAGCGCAUGGAGCAAGUUGAUAAACCACGCCCUAUCCUGACGUGGAUGCAACAGCUCUCAGAGGCAGCGGUGGCUCUAGAGGAGGUGGGGUACGCUCAUGGAGACAUCAACCCUCAAAACAUCCUCUUUGACGAACAGGACCGACUUCGAUUGGUCGAUUUUGAUCAUGCACUCAAGGUCGGGGAGGAGGUAGAGGUGGGUGUUGAGCCAUACGUGCGCCACCGCUACGUGAACUAUGGGGUAGCCGGGCCUGAUACUGAACAGUUUGCCUUGGGAUCGAUUUUCUGGUUCAUGACUCGUGGUACAGAAAUGUAUGCAGACAUCGACGGGGUGCAGAAGGUCAAUAGGUUGAGCCGAUGUAUAUUUCCCGAAGUGGACUCCGCAGACCCGAUCGAUGUGAUCAUUAGCGACUGCUGGCAGGGGAAAUUUGAGUCUAUGGCUGAACUUGCAAAGCGGAUUCGUCAAGUUGCGUUCGACAAGAGCGCUGAGGAGAAGAAGAAAGCAUGCGAGCAGCAUUACAGCUCCGUGCUGCCUUGGACCAGUAGCCCUGUCUACAUCUUCAUAGAACUAUAG